Penicillium angulare is the source of this 426-nucleotide messenger RNA. RefSeq lists its product as uncharacterized. Gene Ontology annotation, cellular component: mitochondrial matrix. NCBI's taxonomy places the organism in Eukaryota, Fungi, Ascomycota, Eurotiomycetes, Eurotiales, Aspergillaceae. Gene Ontology annotation, biological process: mitochondrial respiratory chain complex IV assembly. The transcript has a single exon. Bases 1 to 426 code for a protein of 141 amino acids. The record is from RefSeq and is a predicted model, not a curated record.
AUGCCUCCACAUCUUCACCCACGGUCCCGGUCAACAACCGGCUUGUUCGCCGGCACUCUCCUCGCAUCCCUCCUGGUCGUCGGCAUGCCACACGUCUUCCCUUGUCCUGCCCCGCGUCGUACAUUCGCCGACUCAGAAAUGACCAUGACAGCCGAUGGGCAACAAGUGCCACGCAUGCGACGCCGUCGACGAAAAGAAAUGCAGCUGGAUUCUGAGAUUCCUCGUCCCGAGCACCCGGCAUCUUCCGGCGUCGUAGACGAGGAGGUGUCUACAUUUUUACAUAUGGAGGAGGAAGCACAGAGGCUGGCUAGUGUUGGACACGAAUGUCCUGUGCCAAAGCCUAAGGGUGUUUUAGGUCAAUGGCUCGGCUUUCAGGGUGUUCGUGAGAGCGAGCAGCACCACGCGUCUGCUAAUGGGGCUCGAUAG